Messenger RNA from Microsporum canis CBS 113480, 507 nucleotides. RefSeq names its product glutathione S-transferase. The record is from RefSeq and is a predicted model, not a curated record. Bases 1 to 507 code for a protein of 168 amino acids. NCBI's taxonomy places the organism in Eukaryota, Fungi, Ascomycota, Eurotiomycetes, Onygenales, Arthrodermataceae. The transcript is spliced from 2 exons.
AUGAAGCUGCUCUAUCAGACUCACUCGCCCCAUGCCAGAAAGGCACUGGUGUUUGCUCAUGAAGCAGGCAUCGCCGCAGACAUCGAAGUGAUACAUCAGGAAACAAGCCCGAUGCGGCGUAACCCAAGAGUGUAUACGCAGGAGAACCCUCUAGGCAAGGCUCUGCGCAUCCAGGCCGUCGCGCAGGGGCUGGCGGACGUCGGUAUCGCGGUUCGCUGGGAAAACACACGGCGACCUGAAGCGCUGCGCUACCCCAAACUAAGCUGUUGUCUGUCUCAGAAGCUGGUUGAGAGCUUCGACUGGUUGGAGAAAGAGCUGGAUGUGCAGGGGCCUGUACAUGUUGGACACAUUGCUCUUGCGACGGCCCUGAGCUGGCUGGAGUUUCGAGACAUACUGUUGUUGUGUGAUUUUCGAGAGGGCCGGCCGCGUCUGGCUGCUUGGUACGAGGCCUUUGAGGCCAGGCCUUCGAUGCUGGCAACACUGUUGUCGGGGAAGACCCACGACUGA